AGAAAUUUGUCAAUAUUUUGGCGAAAUAAUUAAAAAUGAAAAAGAUGUAUCAGCAGGAAUGGCAGCUAUACGAACGCUUUUAACAAUCUUAGAACGCUCUAAAUCGGAAACUGUACAAGAAGUUCAAUAUUGUUUACAAAACGCUAUUGAUGCAAUGAGAUCUUUGGAUUACCCAGUGACAUCAAUUGCAUCUGGGUCUGAAUUGUUUCUACGAUUUAUUACUUUAGCAAGUUUAGAUACUCCAUCGUUUGCAGAGUGUAAAGGGAUAAUGCUACGUCGAGGGAAAUUAUUUUAUGAAAAAUUAGUAAACGCUCGUAGUAAAGUUGCUAAAUUAGCGUCUAGUUUUAUAACGGAUGGCUGUAAAAUUUUAACGCAUUCAAAAUCUAGAGUCGUGUUAUUAGCAUUAAAAGAAGCUGCUGCUAACAACAAAAUUUUUCAUGUUUAUGUUACACGGUCCGCUCCAGAUAAUAUAGGGGAAGAAAUGUAUGACAAUUUAAAAAAAUUAGGAGUAUCUUGUACAUUAAUUCUUGACUCAGCGAUUGGUUACGUUAUGGAACAAGUAGAUAUGGUAAUGGUUGGUGCCGAAGGUGUUGCUGAAAGUGGAGGUAUAAUCAAUAAAAUUGGCACUUAUACCCUCGCAAUGUGUGCAAAAGAAAUAAAAAAACCACUUUAUGUUCUUACCGAGAGCUUUAAAUUUUCGAGAAUAUAUCCGCUCAAUCAAAUUGAUCUAUCAGAUGAGUUUAAAUAUACGACAAGUACACGAGCGAAGAAUUUAAAGAAUGAACAUCCACUGGUAGACUAUACACCACCUCAAUAUAUUAAUUUAUUAUUUACUGAUUUAGGUAUACUAACACCGUCCGCGGUAAGCGAUGAACUUAUAAAACUUUAUUUAUAA
Cotesia congregata is the source of this 895-nucleotide messenger RNA. The record is from the annotation of a GenBank genome assembly. NCBI's taxonomy places the organism in Eukaryota, Metazoa, Arthropoda, Insecta, Hymenoptera, Braconidae.